Messenger RNA from Zymoseptoria tritici IPO323, 990 nucleotides. Its product is annotated as beta-Ig-H3/fasciclin. The record is from RefSeq and is a predicted model, not a curated record. Lineage: Eukaryota; Fungi; Ascomycota; Dothideomycetes; Mycosphaerellales; Mycosphaerellaceae. Bases 1 to 990 code for a protein of 329 amino acids. The transcript has 4 exons.
AUGGAUCGGUCCUCUCCUGCCACCGAUCAGCUAUCGAAUUCAGCACUGCAGGCACUCCGAUCUCACGAAGAUUUGGCAGCUUUUGUGCACGACGUCGAAGCAGUACCCGAGAUUACCAAUGUCAUCCUUGCGCACCGAGACAUCACGAUCAUGGCUCCUGUGAAUUCCGCAUGGCUUCGCGUGGAUGCGACCAAACGCAGGAAUCCAGCGUUUUUGGCGUGGCACAUCAUGAACGCAAAUGUCCUCACAAGCGAUGUACCUCUGGUCCAGUACGAGCAGCACCCUGGCAUUACAAUCCCGACAUUCUUGAGUGGCAGCAAGAACUGGACCUAUUCUGGAGAACCAGCAUCUUUGAACAUCAGCUACGACCGGGGCAUAAUUCACAAGAUCGACCCGGCUUUGCAGUUUCCAACCAGCGCGUACGAGACGGCUUUCGCCGUGGGAUUGUACAGUUACUGUUGGGCUGUAUUCACGGCAGGCCUCGACCAGGAGAUCCGUCGCAUUCCAAACUCGACGUUUUUGCUGCCGAUCAACGAGGCAUUCCACGCGGCGCUCCCCUUCCUCCUCGGUGCGACUCGGGAGGAGUUCAAGCGAAUUGUCUACCGACACGUCAUUCCUGGACGAGUCCUUUGGUCGCACGAGUUCUCUAAUGCCUCGCAUGAGACGGUCGAGGGAAGCACAGUGCAAAUACGUGGAGGCAAUGGGCCGACGUGGUUCGUGGACGAUGCUAUGAUCUUGGACGGCUCUGAUAAGCCUCUGUACAAUGGACUGCUGGCGAUGCGCUGCAGCCCAAUCUUUGAUCUUGUCAAAGUUUCGACACUGGUGGACCUUCUCAAAUUCGGGCUGUGGUCGCAUCGUGAUCUCAUCCCAGCGAAUUGUGAUUGGGACAAGGUCACUAUGGCAGGUAAUGAUCUGCCGCAAGUAGUCUAUCGUCAUGUCAGUGCCGCUUGCGCAACGCGAGAACUGCGGCUUACCCAAACAAUGGUCUAA